This is a messenger RNA of Hibiscus syriacus, 1071 nucleotides long. Its product is annotated as probable beta-1,4-xylosyltransferase IRX10. Gene Ontology annotation, molecular function: glycosyltransferase activity. Lineage: Eukaryota; Viridiplantae; Streptophyta; Magnoliopsida; Malvales; Malvaceae. Gene Ontology annotation, biological process: plant-type secondary cell wall biogenesis; glucuronoxylan biosynthetic process. Bases 16 to 1038 code for a protein of 340 amino acids. The record is from RefSeq and is a predicted model, not a curated record. The transcript has 3 exons.
AGAUGUCUUUCGCACAUGUUUGCUGCCGAGAUUUACAUGCACAGGUUUCUUUUAUCCAGUCAUGUACGAACUCUAAAUCCAGGGGAAGCUGAUUGGUUUUAUACCCCUAUCUACGCCACUUGUGAUCUUACACCUACAGGCUUGCCAUUGCCCUUCAAGUCCCCACGGAUGGUGAGAAGUGCAGUUCAGCUUAUUUCCUGUAGCUGGCCUUGCUGGAAUCGAACCGAGGGUGCCAAUCAUUUCUUCGUGCCGCAUGAUUUCGGACCAUGCUUUCAUUAUCAGGAAGAGAAAGCUAUCGAGCGGGGGAUCCUUCCUAUUCUCCAGCGUGCUACCUUGGUUCAGACUUUCGGACAACGGAACCAUGUGUGCUUGAAUGAUGGUUCGAUUACGAUUCCUCCUUAUGCUCCGCAUCAAAAGAUGCAGGCACGCAAGAUUCCGCUCGAUACUCGUCGGUCUAUCUUUGUUUACUUUCUGGAAUUGUUUUAUGAUGUGAAUAAUGAUCCAGAAGGUGGCUACUAUGCAAGAGGCGCACGGGCUGCUGUUUGGGAAAAUUUUAAGAACAAUCCACUUUUCGACAUCUCCACCGAACAUCCAACGACUUACUACGAGGAUAUGCAACGAGCUGUAUUCUGCUUGUGCCCACUAGGGUGGGCACCCUGGAGUCCGAGGCUAGUCGAAGCUGUGGUAUUAGGCUGCAUUCCUGUUAUCAUAGCUGAUGAUAUAGUUUUACCCUUCGCUGAUGCUAUCCCCUGGGAGGAAAUCGGAGUGUUUGUUGCAGAAGAAGAUGUUCUCAAGUUGGAUACGAUUCUCACGUCGAUACUGCCGGAAGUAAUUUUAAGGAAACAGAGGCUUCUCGCUAAUCCGUUGAUGAAACGAGCCACGUUGUUCUCACAACCUGCACUGCCGGGAGAAGCUUUCCAUCAAAUACUGAACGGCAUAGCUUGGAAAUUGCCGCAUCAGAAGAGUAUCAACUUGAAGCCCGGUGAAAAGAUUUUGAACUGGACAGCAGGACCGGUCAGGGACUUAAAACCUUGGUGAUGCAACUGUUCUUUGACAUUCACUGCCUCACCU